Protopolystoma xenopodis is the source of this 945-nucleotide messenger RNA. The record is from the annotation of a GenBank genome assembly. NCBI's taxonomy places the organism in Eukaryota, Metazoa, Platyhelminthes, Monogenea, Polystomatidea, Polystomatidae.
AUGUUAGAAUUUUUCCACAGUGAUAGGAGCAGCUCUAAUGAGGUGAAAAAUUUGAUACUGAGCGAAAGCCAUCGGGCUCAGCUAGCCAGUUCCACAAACCUUGAUUCUCUCGACACCUUCGAGAGGGUACAGUUGCCCAGUGACUCAGUCACUCCAGGCAUCAAGUCUGCACAGGCGGCUGCCUGUCUCAAAAGCCCUCUUUUCCUCGUCUCAGCCGAGUCCUGUCCUUCUGUUUUAUGUCAACAAAGAAUCAAACAGCCUCUGCACAGCUCCUCGAUGGUGAUCAACAGUUCCACUGUUACUCCUCUUCAGAUGUGCCCAAACGCUACAGCGUCGGCGGUCGGUACCAGGUUCAACCAACCCAAUCUGACCACUCGUGGUGAAAAAACCCAAGACGCUCCGCCAUUGCAGCCUGCUUUGGUCGUCAAAACGAACGGCUUUGAUGAAAACCCGGACGGCGAAAGACAAGCCGAAAAUGCGGUUCCUUAUAAUGUUUGUAAUCUUGAAAUUCAGGGUGAGUCCAGACUGGAUACUAGCGCUACCAAUCAUGAUAGAGCUUCCCAGUCCACAGGUCACAUUCCCAACCGUUCACGCAGGAACCUUCACAGGGUAAAGGCCCAUCCAGGCACAGGAGGAUCGAUGAACGAUGUCACCGAAAGGCUGUCUCCGAAACGGUUAAAGCAGAGGCGAAGGCAUCCGCAUCUUCGAGCAAACCCUCUCUAUCACUUCCACCCACAAACUCGUAGACCCCCCUCGAGCUCGUCCAGUUGUGGCACAGACUCGCGUCAAUUGGACCUCGUGGUACCAAGACUGAGCCCAAAGGGGGAGAAGGGAGCUGUUGGGGCGAGGUCAAAUUCGAAUAGCCGAUCGGACGCCACGAGUCCCAUAAACUCUGCCGAUCCAUGCGAUACGGCCAAGACGGUAGACGAAGAUACUGUGAGUUAA